GUGUAGGGUGUAAUUUUCUCCCACAGGCGGUCCGUGAGAGCGAUAUAUCUGGUUGUAAAUCUCGCGGGAAAGAACGAGAGGCCGGGGCUCGGCCUCGACGGGCCACAUGACUUCAUCGCCGGAUCACCCCGAUCUCCCGCGUCGCUCUCCGACCAUUCGAUUGGAUAGCUCUCCUCAGGGACACAAAUUAAGCAAGUCCAUGGCCCCCUUCUUCGACUCUUCCAAGCCACAGAGGUCGAAUCCCGGACAUCCGUUCGAGGAAAUGCCCUAAAGGAGCAGGCUUUGGCCUUGGUCUCACAGAUCGAGGAGUUCUUUUGUGCAGAAGAUGUUAAUUUGAAUGCCAAGCUUGAUGACGAUGCUGCCAGUCUGCUCCGCCGUACCGAGCUGUUGUUCUAAUUCCCAGAUAUCUCUGUGUGUAGGCAACAGGGCUUUUUACCCACUGCAGAAAGUUCUAGAGGGUGUUGCUCGAGAUAUAUCCUUCAGAAGACAUGCUUCUAAAUGUGUACAUUCACUAGUUGUAGAAAAGCCUUGUCAGUCGGGCUCCUUGGAUUCCUCCAUAUUCUCUCCCUACCCAAAUGAAUUUGAUGAUAUAGUACGGGGAUUUUCAAAAGAAUAUUUUGAAAGUGAGUCCGAGAACUGGUGUUACUCAACAAGAGAGAUAAGUGGAUUAUAUCUGACUGCUGAGGACCUAAAAGAUGUUGAGAUUUCAAAAUUAUCAGGGCCCUCUGUGCUGCCUGAUGAACUUGGCAAUGAUGUUGCAGAUGAGGUAAGCAGUGACAGUGUUCCAGCAGAAACAAUGGUAUCACCAGAUAUAGAACAACCACAAGAUAUAGCCCAAAAUGCUAUGACAAGUACUAUUACUGACAGUCCAGCACCAGUUUCCAACACAUUCAAGGUGGCUAAUGAGGGAUUCCUGAAUCUGAAGGAAAGUAUUGAUAAUUUUAUAUCUGGAAUUACUGAAUCUAUAAACACAUCAAUAGGUGAAGUGGAAGGUGCUGCAAAAAACUCAUAUGGUGCUUUUACUUUAUCGGUUUCAGAUACAAUCAAAAGCGUGACAAAAUCAUUUGACAGUAUGGCCACUGGCUUAUUUUCUUCAGUUGCUAACUCCAAAGAACAGGCUAGUAGUGAAUUGACAGGCUACUCAAGUGCACUUAAGGAAAAUGUGUAUAGAACAGGCACUUUGGCUGUUGACAUAUUGAGACGGACGAUUAUAACUUCGGAGGAUACUUUAGCAAAUGCAGCAACAUUUGUUGUUUAUUCUUAUGCAUCAGCAAAGUCAUUACUUCCGCCAGAUGUUAGGGAUGUACUAGAAUUAUCUGAGGAGAAAGCUGUACAGAUUCUGAGUCCUGUUGGUGCUGCUUUCCAAAAGGUAUACAUCAUUGUUGAAGGAUUUGAAAAAAAUAUUGGUCUGGAUCUCAAUGAUCCCAUAGUGCCAUUCAUACUUUUACUUGGAACUUCAGCCACAAUAGGAAUAUCUUACUGGUUAUUAAAGUAUGGUGGGUACUCUGGUGAUUUGGCUCCUGAAAUAACUUUGGAGAUGCUGAAAAAGGAAGAGAAUGUUGUACUUAUUGAUGUCCGGCCCGAGGAUCUCAGGGAGAGAGAUGGUGUUCCUGAUCUUCGACGGACAGCCAGGGCUAAAUAUGCAAGCGUGACCCUCCCUGAGAUUGAUGGUUCAAUAAAGAAACUGCUAAAGGCGGGCAGAGGGAUUGAUGAUGCCUUGACUGCAGUUGUCAUCUGCAACUUGAAAAUUGUUAAAGAUCAGUCAAAGGUCAUCAUUAUGGAUGCUAAUGGUGGUCGGUCUAAAGCCAUUGCAAGAUCCUUGAGAACACUUGGGGUGAAGAAACCUUACAUGGUUCAAGGUGGCUUCCAAUCAUGGAUGAAGAAGGGUCUCCGUAUUAAAGAGCUCAAAUCUGAGACCCCACUGACUGUAUUAAAUGAGGAAGCUGAGGCAAUCCUUGAGGAUAUUAAACCUACAUCGACACUUGUAGUUGGUUAUGGUCUGGGAAUUUCUGUGGCUAUCUAUGCUUUACUAGAAUGGGAGAAGACACUGCAGAUCAUUGGUCUUAUUGGCCUUGGACAGAUACUUAAGAGUACCAACAAGAGAGAAAGUCAACCAUCAGCAGCAAGCUUUAUUGCAAUUAUAUAGGGCAAGGUUUGUCUGUCUUUAGGCCCUCAUUUCUACUAAGGGCUACUUUUCCUGUCAAUGCAAGCAUUCUCAGAUAUUUUGAUACAACAUUCAUCAAGUUUAUGCUGGGUCUUCUCAUUUUUCCUGACUUUUGGACACAAAUCAGAUACCCUCUACUUGUGCCUCCAGAUAUUUUUAUUGCAUUCUCACACCAAAUAAGUUGUUUCUCUAACAUAUAACCUUAAGUUUAGCAGAAGCUAAAUUCAUUGAAGUUCGUGUAGUCAUAAUGCUUGUGAUCUUGUUUUAAUUAUCAGUACACCAUGUUCUUAUUUGUUUGCUUUAUUCUGCUUGGACCCAUUUUAUUGCCUAGAAUUUGAUAUGGUCAACACAUGACUACUACCUCUGAGAUUUCCUUUGAGAGGGGAAGGGAUGCGGUCAUAACAGCACUUUAUUAAGCCAUCUAUAAUUCCACCAUAUUUCUUACUGUGAAAAAAAGAGAGUUUUUUUGGUGAUAUAUAAAAUACUGAAUCAUUGAGUAGAAACGAAAAGCCUGGUAAUAUUUAUGGAUCACUAAAAGUCACUUACAAUAGUGUGGUUGUAAUACAUAAGGGGAGAUCAGGGAUUGCUUUCAAACUGCAUCAUUCUCUUCUUAGAUUUCCUACCUUAUGCAAGGUUGUUAACUCACCCUGCUUACAUGUUGUCCAGUAUUUUUUUGGAUAUGGACUUCUAGGAACUGGAGAAUAUGCACCCCAAAAUUUCACCCAAAACUCCUAAAAGUUAGUGCCCUCUAAGAUGCUCUGUUUCUGCAUUUUAUGACUUAAGUAAAGCUACAGUCUGAUGAAAGUGUCAUUUUUUAAUCUCAUUUUAUUCUUUUCACCUCAUGCCUGAAGGCAUGCCUCUUCAAUGCCUUCAGUCUCUGUGGCAAGGCUUUACAGUGUGAACUAUAUCACAUUACAUUAAGAGAUCCAUGUAAGUAGUGCCUUACAUGGAGGCAUACAACUUAUCAUGUUGUUUGUGCAUUUAGAUGACAAUCCUAGAUGUGUUAAGGUGUUACCAUUUACUAACCAUUAAGGUUUGCGCAUGCUGCUUGUGUGGAACAUGUGACAGAUUCCAAAUUUCAUAGUCAGUCGAAACACCAAUGUUGCUUGCUUUCACAUUAUUUUGUUGACAUUUCUAAACCAUUUAGGAAACUCGACAUGGUUUGUCUUUGAAUCUUGAGGCUUAUGCCUUGCCCAAUUGAGAAUUUGAAAAUCAUGCUUUAUGCAUCUGCCUCUUAAGCAUUUAGUAGGCUGUUCUAUCACCAACACUUGUCUGAACUUUAAAAUUAGCAUGUAUGACUAUUCUAUUUAUCAGAGUCAAAUAAAUAUGUGGUGAGACCAAGGUUUUCAAAUACUGCCAGAACGGGACAGCACAAAUGGUAUCAUACUGUUUUGGCAGGUUUCUGGUACCGGUACAUUGUGUAUAGGUACCAGUGCAGGCCUGUACCAUGUGUUGGUACCCGAUACAGUAUUGUUCGGGCAAAAAACUGGUAUGAGGUCUAGUACGGAUAUUUGAAAUGUUGGGGUAAGACUAUUUGGUCCUUGAGAGUUGUAUCUGAAUUUUAGUUACCUUACAUCAUUGUAUAACUCUAGGCAUCAAAUCUGCUAGUAUAUUGCCAACCGAUGGAGGUGCAACAUCCAUACCUAUUGACAUCAUGUCUCUUAUCAAAAUAAUUUAGUGAUCAUUUCCUUUUACUUCUUGUCAUUUAUUAAGAUGUAUCUUUUCUACUUAUUU
Molecule: messenger RNA, 3898 nt
Organism: Phoenix dactylifera (date palm)
Lineage: Eukaryota; Viridiplantae; Streptophyta; Magnoliopsida; Arecales; Arecaceae
Source: RefSeq, a predicted model, not a curated record